This is a messenger RNA of Polyodon spathula (Mississippi paddlefish), 1672 nucleotides long. RefSeq names its product collagenase 3-like. The transcript has 10 exons. Gene Ontology annotation, biological process: extracellular matrix organization; collagen catabolic process; proteolysis. Gene Ontology annotation, molecular function: metalloendopeptidase activity; zinc ion binding. NCBI's taxonomy places the organism in Eukaryota, Metazoa, Chordata, Actinopteri, Acipenseriformes, Polyodontidae. The coding region runs from base 41 to 1444 and encodes 467 amino acids. Gene Ontology annotation, cellular component: extracellular matrix. The record is from RefSeq and is a predicted model, not a curated record.
AGAGGCUUUAUCUCCAGCAGCAGGUAAUCCAGACAAGAACAUGAUGUGGAUGAAACUCUUAGUGCUGAGUGCUCUGGCUCUGUCAGCCCACGCAGUGCCCAUAUUCACAGCAGACAAUGGAGAAGACAACAUGGACUUUGCAAAGAAAUAUCUCAAGCAUUUCUACAACCUCACAUCCACUCAAGGCCCUACAGCCCGAAGAAGGAAUGUUGAAUUGAUGGACAAAGUUAAAGAAAUGCAGAAGUUCUUUGGCCUCCAUAUGAGUGGAGUGAUGGACUCUGACACUCUCAAAGUGAUGAAGAAACCAAGAUGUGGAGUCCCUGAUGUAGAGCAGUACGCAACCUACCCAGGAGGUCAGAAGUGGACAACAAACAGCCUCACAUACAGGAUUGAGAACUACACACCGGAUAUGUCUAUUUCUGAUGUCAACAAAGCCAUAGAGAAAGCUUUUCAAGUGUGGAGCAAAGUGACCCCGCUGAAGUUCACAAGACUCACCAGCGGCACGGCUGAUAUAAUGAUCUCCUUUGCAGUUCGAGAUCACCAUGACUCAUAUCCCUUCGAUGGUCCUGAAGGCACUUUGGCUCACGCUUUUGCACCUGCACCCGACAUCGGAGGCGACACUCAUUUUGACGACGAUGAAACCUUUUCUGUUGGAUCAGCUGGAUAUAACCUGUUCCUUGUGGCUGCUCACGAAUUUGGCCAUGCUCUUGGACUAUCUCAUUCCCAGAAUCCCGGGGCCUUGAUGUAUCCCAUCUACAGCUACACGGACACCAGCAACUAUGCUCUCCCUCUGGAUGAUGUUCAAGGGAUUCAGUCUCUCUAUGGUCCAAACCCUGUUCCGAACCCAGACCCAAAUACACACCCAGCAACUCCCAAUGCCUGCGAUCCCAAUCUGGUCCUGGAUGCCAUCACCAGCUUACGUGGAGAAACAAUGUAUUUCAAAGACAGGUUCUUCUGGAGGCAGAUCCCUCAGAAUAGGCAGGUUGAGCAGUACACCAUCACUUCCUUCUGGCCAGAGUUGCCCAGCAAAAUUGAUGCUGCUUAUGAGAGCCAACACAUCGACAGGGUCUUUCUGUUUAAAGGAGCUGAAUAUUGGGCUCUGUUUGGGUAUAACAUUGACCAGGGCUUCCCUCAAAGCAUUCACAACCUGGGCUUCCCUAAGAAUGUGAACAAAAUUGAUGCAGCACUUCACAAUGAAAAUACUGGGAAAACCUUCUUCUUUGUUGGGAAUCAAUACUACAGUUAUGAUGACAGCACAAAGAAAAUGGACAGGGGGUUCCCCAGAUUGAUAGAAGAAGAUUUCACAGGAAUCAGGGGGAAAGUUGAUGCCGCUAUUCAAAUCAGAGGAUUCAUGUACCUCUACAAUGGACCAAGGGUGUUUGAAUAUAGUUGUAAUUCCAAGAGACUUUUCCGUGUUAUGAACAGUAACUACAACCUGUGUUAAAUACCAGAUUUCACUGCAAAACAAUGAGUUCAAUUUACUGAUAUAUAUAUAUGUUUUUCUCAUAAUAAGAGAUUUUACAGAAUUGCUUUGAUAUUUUAAUAAAACUUUUAAGUGUUAAUUUUUUAAUUUAAAUGUAUUUGUAAAUGAUAUUAAAUUAUUUUAAAUGCUGUUUACUGCAAUAUUUAUGGCAAUAUUCAGUUCUGAAAUAAAAUAAUUAAAAAUUUUAAA